AUGUCUUCUAUGAAAUGGGUCUAUUUCAAUAUGCAUUUUUGGAUGUGUUGUCAAAGUUUGAUGGUAAGUUCUCUGAUGACACCUGUUAGUUGGCUUCCAACUGCUUCCUCUUCAAUGAUGGGACUCUUUUCAAAACUUGGAAUUCCGCCUGCUGCACAAGCUUAUGCUGCUGGAACUGUGGGAACGUUAUCCAUAUCAGCUAUGAUAUCUUUGUUCGAGAAUCGGCAUAAUGUAAUUCAACAGAAUAGAUUUCGUAUCUCAAAUCGCUACAUUCGAUUCUCGGUGGUUGGGAUCAACUAUAUGUUUGCUCUGAUUUAUCCAAUGCCGUUUUUAUUCGGAAUACCUGAUCAAGAUGCUGCGAAAUUCAAGAUUCUCGAAAUAGUUCCAUGUCCUCAUGAAGAAUUCUUUGAGUUACCCGUAUUCACUAUCUCUAUAAACCCAGAAUAUCGAGUCUAUGCUACAAUAAUUUCGCUCGUUUGCACUGGAGUCUUGAUGCUUCAACUCAAUGUUUAUGCAGCCACUUGCAUUUAUUAUUUGGUGUUUUCGAAAUCUAAAAACUCAUCAAGAGUGACGAGUAAUAGGCAGAAGAAGUUCUUCUAUGGGAUUCUGAUUCAAAUUAGUGUUCCCUAUGGUUUUCUGAUUCCAGCUGUGAUUUACAGUUGUUACUCGAUAUUCAACAACUAUUAUAAUCAGAGUGAGUACUUCGAGAAGGUGUCACGGAGCUAG
Molecule: messenger RNA, 726 nt
Organism: Caenorhabditis remanei
Lineage: Eukaryota; Metazoa; Nematoda; Chromadorea; Rhabditida; Rhabditidae
Exons: 3
Coding region: 1-726 (241 amino acids)
Source: RefSeq, a predicted model, not a curated record